AUGGUAGUAUUUGCGAGUAAAACCUGGCGGAAUCUCACCGACAAGGUUAUUGGUGUGAAGGCGAUAUCAUCGGACCCUCUUGAGAAGCAGAGGGCCGCAUUAUUGGACCAUGCGGCAAAGGCUCAAUAUUCUCCGGCGAUAUCCCUUUUCGCGGACCAGCUGAUGAGAUGUCAGCAGUCUGCACAGGCGUCAAGACCGCAGCUACAGGUUGCUGUGGGGGAGGCACAUAAGUUGGUACAGCGGAAUGCCGACUUACAGCAGAAGCUGAAGGACCGCGAUAGGGCGUAUGCUGACCUCGACCAUUAUAAUCACAAGAUAGAGGACCUCAAGACGGAUGCUUCCAAGCGGUCUAAGAAGGAUCUUAAGGCUGAGGAGAGGCUCUCACGAAAUGUCGAGAAGCAUCGUAUGGCGCAAGAGUCUUUCAUCAAGUUGGACAACAAAGUUAGAGCGGAAAUGUCCGAGCUACUCGAAGGGAAGGAGGCUGACUUCGCCAAGAUCGUCGCUGAGUACUCUCGGUAUCUGGGAGUAACGGCAUCAGCAGGGAUGCAGGGCAUCACCACAUUCACAGACCAAGUGCCGACGAUGGUCAGGCAGCAGGUCGAGCGGGAUGAAGACCCCUUCCCAUUUCACAACCAGAAUUCCAAUGGCUCAAUCAUGAACCAGUCCAUGUCGGGAAUAGCGACUUACGAUAUGUCUAUGAAUGAACAGAAGAGAGAUGCCCCUUCGGCCCCCUUCAUGCUGGUGUAA
This is a messenger RNA of Perkinsus marinus ATCC 50983, 747 nucleotides long. RefSeq lists its product as hypothetical. Lineage: Eukaryota; Perkinsozoa; Perkinsida; Perkinsidae. The record is from RefSeq and is a predicted model, not a curated record. The coding region runs from base 1 to 747 and encodes 248 amino acids. The transcript has 6 exons.